UUUGCCUGACAUCACUGUGGUGGGCGUGGCUAAGCGUCAACACAAUCGGUCACAACAAGCACAUGGAAAAAUGGAAAUGCAAAGUGCGUUUAAAGGAAGAAAGGGUCUAAAGAUGAAUCAGUGGAGUGAGGAGCGAAUGAAAGCUGCAAUAGACGAGUAUAAAGCACAGGCUGAGUCCGGGCAGAAGCCUGCACUACGAUUGCUGUCAAGGAAGUGGAACGUGCCGAAAACGACCCUUCAGAGACGCGUGAAAGGCCUCGUCGAGGGAUCCGAGCAUGCAUCUGGAAGAAAGCCAUUCAUCCCUGUUGAAUCUGAGCGGGAGUUAGCGCGCCUUCUCGCCUCGCUUUCAGAGAGAGGCUUCUCAUUGAGGAAGACUGAUGUCCAGUCUCUUGCUUUCGAGUUCGCCAAGAUAAAUGGCAUCCGAGGGUUUUCAGAAGAGAAGCAAAAGGCGGGCUAUUACUGGUUUGAGGGCUUUAUGAAGCGAAACCCCGGGCUGAAAAUAAAGAAACCUGAGACCGCAUCACCAGCUACAAGAGUGAAUGAAGAAGAGCUGGGAAAAUGGUUCACAACUUACAAAAUCACCCUGGAUGCUUUGGGAAUCAAAGACAUCCCUUCACAUAUUUGGAAGUGUGAUGUAUCAGGAAUACAAGAUGUGUUCUCCUCUCAUCAAUCUGUCGAGGAAAGAGAAGAUCCCUGCAUUCAGAUCACAACCGAGGAGGAAACGGCCUCAACUAUACUAGCAGCAUUCAACGCCAGUGGUGUGUUUGCUCCUCCACUUAUCAUUUCUAAAGGAAUUAAGGUGAGAAAUGACUGCAUGAAUGAAAACAUGUGCAUGAGAGCGUCAGAUGGUGGCUGGAUAACAGCAGAGCUGUUCCUUGAGUGGGGGGAAAUGUUUGUGGCACAGCUCCCGAAAGAUGACUCCAGGCCCCACCUUCUCCUCCUCGAUGGCCAAAGCAGCCACGUCUUCAACCUCAGCUUCCUCAAUCUCAUGAAGAAGAACGAUGUGGAGGUCAUAUGCUAUCCUGCACCGCAGCCAGCUCUGUGUAGGAGCCUCAAACUCAACUGGUGUGAAGCGAGUCGCAAGUGGAAUCAGCAGUGUGUGGGAAUGAAGUUGGCCGAAGCACAUUAUUGUUCUGUUUUCAUGGAAGCGUGGAAGAAAACUGCCACUGUGGAAAGAGCCAAGGAUGUGUUCAGAGCAACAGGGAUGUUCCCGAUAAAUGAGUUUACCUCCAUUGGGCAUGAAAGCACCACGCCAUCCACCGAAGACGCUGCACAUUGCAGCACCGAGAGCAGCUCUGAUGAGCCUCCAGCUGUUGAAGUGGCAUCCUUCAAAGACUUUGUGGUCAUACAAAAGAGUCACAGGGGUGUAAAGACAGUACCAUAUUUACAAAGAAACUCAGAAUACCUUCUUUAUGAUGAACAUUUAAAACAAAAAAAUGAACUGAAUAAAGCAGCCGCCUCCUAUAAAUGCAGGGGCUGCUUCAUAAACCACGGCUCGGUCGCCGAUCCGAGAGCUUCUGAAGCGUGGAUCAGAUGCAGCAACUGUAAGGCCUGCUACCACGAGUCUUGUGCGGAAGAGGAUGGGAUAUAUGAAUGGGUUCAUGAUGGAGACGCAGAUAAGCGAUUAAACUGAAGGGUUGAAAAAAAAAGCAUAAUUUGAGAACAAGAAAACACAACGACAGAAUAUACCAUUUAGGUUCAUUCAGUCACAACAGUCUAGUGGUGUUCAAAUAAAAUGUGUGUUGAAAUAAAAAAAAGUGUUGUUAGAAUAACAAGGAUUAAUGACUAAAGUACAUUAAUCCUUUGACGCAUCUUAAUGAGCCAAUAUUUAGACAAUAAUAAUAUAUUUGUAAUUAAUACUUUUUUGUUGUUUGUUUUUUACAAAUUAGUAAUACAUUAAGUUCCAUUCUAUGUACAAACCCGUACAAAUUCCAAAAAAGUUGGGACACUGUACAAAUUGUGAAUUAAACAGGAAUGGAAUAAUUUACAAAUCUUAUAUUUUAUUCACAAUAGAAUAUAGAUAACAUAUCAAAUAUUGAAAGUGAGACAUUUUGAAAUGGCAUGCCAAAUAUUGGCUCAUUUUGGAUUACGUUGGAGCUACACAUUCCAAAAAAGUUGGGACAGGUAGCAAUAAGAGACCACAGAAGGACCAAUUUGCAACUUAUUACAACCACACAGUUGUAAACCUGGCCUUGUCCCAACUUUUUUGAGAUGUGUUGAUGCCAUGGAAUUUAAAAUCAAUUUAUUUUCCCCUUAAAAUGAUACA
Molecule: messenger RNA, 2266 nt
Organism: Carassius carassius (crucian carp)
Lineage: Eukaryota; Metazoa; Chordata; Actinopteri; Cypriniformes; Cyprinidae
Exons: 2
Coding region: 71-1633 (520 amino acids)
Cellular component (GO): nucleus
Molecular function (GO): DNA binding
Source: RefSeq, a predicted model, not a curated record